AUGGCGAUUAAAAUCCGGACGACGACCAAGCUAAGACAAACGACCAUGAUAAAGCAAAUUUUGAAGAGGUGCUCAAGUUUUGGGAAGAAACAGAGUAGUGAAUAUAACGACCUACACGAACAAGAUGGAGAAUCACUUCCUCUAGAUGUUCCCAAAGGUCACUUCGUGGUCUACGUAGGGGAGAAUCGGGUCAGGUACGUUUUACACAUUUCAUUUUUGACCCGACCCGAGUUUAAGCUUCUUCUACAACAGGCUGAGGAAGAGUUUGGCUUUGAUCAUGACAUGGGCAUCACUAUUCCUUGUGACGAAGUAGCUUUCAAAUCCAUUGUCACCUCCAUGCUCUGA
Molecule: messenger RNA, 345 nt
Organism: Eruca vesicaria subsp. sativa (arugula)
Lineage: Eukaryota; Viridiplantae; Streptophyta; Magnoliopsida; Brassicales; Brassicaceae
Source: the annotation of a GenBank genome assembly